Molecule: messenger RNA, 2179 nt
Organism: Momordica charantia (bitter melon)
Lineage: Eukaryota; Viridiplantae; Streptophyta; Magnoliopsida; Cucurbitales; Cucurbitaceae
Product: Methylthiotransferase
Biological process (GO): tRNA methylthiolation
Cellular component (GO): endoplasmic reticulum
Molecular function (GO): tRNA (N(6)-L-threonylcarbamoyladenosine(37)-C(2))-methylthiotransferase activity; 4 iron, 4 sulfur cluster binding
Source: RefSeq, a predicted model, not a curated record
AUAGAAGAAGCAGCAACAGCACUGCAGCAGUGAAGGCUGAAGCUCCGCGGCUGCCCUUCUCGUCCUUCCAGCGCAGGGAGCUGCCGAGUGUGAAUGCAAGCCAUGGAAGACAUAGAAGACCUGCUGAUCGGCGGCGGUGGAGGAGGCGGCGCUCCCCCUGGUUACCGGCUUCCGUUAACCGCAGUGGGUUUAAAGCCGAAGAAGAAGAAUAAGCUCAAAUCCAAUCCUGAUGCCGAUGAUUCCAGCAACCAGCUCUCUCCGACCCAAAAUCCACUUGUUCCUAAGAUUCCAGGCACCCAGACAAUUUACGUUAAAACUUUUGGAUGUUCUCACAACCAGAGCGACAGUGAAUACAUGGCUGGUCAGCUUUCAGCAUUUGGUUAUUUGUUAAGUGACAAUCCUGAAGAGGCAGACUUGUGGCUUAUAAAUACUUGCACAGUUAAAUCCCCUAGCCAGUCUGCUAUGGACACUCUAAUAACAAAAUGCAAGAAUGCGAAAAAGCCUCUUGUGGUAGCUGGGUGUGUACCACAAGGUAGUAGAGAUUUAAAGGAGCUAGAGGGGGUCAGUAUAGUAGGAGUCCAGCAGAUUGACCGUGUGGUAGAAGUUGUGGAAGAGACACUGAAAGGUCAUGAAGUAAGGCUGUUAAAUCGCAAGACACUGCCAGCGCUUGACCUCCCAAAAGUAAGGAAGAACAAGUUCAUUGAAAUUCUUCCAAUCAAUGUUGGUUGUUUAGGUGCUUGCACUUAUUGUAAGACAAAACAUGCUCGUGGUCACUUGGGAAGUUACACUGUAGAUAGCCUUGUGAAGCGUGUAAGAACUGUCAUCAACGAAGGAGUCAAGGAAGUAUGGUUGAGCAGUGAAGAUACUGGAGCGUAUGGCCGUGACAUUGGGGUCAAUCUUCCAAGUUUAUUAAAUGCAAUUGUUGCUGAGCUUCCACCGGAUGCAAGCACAAUGCUUCGGAUUGGGAUGACAAAUCCUCCUUUUAUUCUUGAGCACUUGAAAGAGAUAGCUAAUGUCUUGUGUCAUCCAUGCGUAUACUCCUUUUUGCAUGUGCCAGUUCAAUCUGGAAGUGACGCAAUCUUGAGUGCAAUGAAUCGAGAAUAUACAGUCGAUGAAUUCAGGACUGUAGUAGAUACCUUAACUGAGCUUGUUCCUGGGAUGCAGAUUGCAACUGAUAUAAUAUGUGGAUUUCCUGGGGAAACGGAUGAAGAUUUUUGUCAAACUAUCAACCUUAUUAAGGAGUACAAAUUACCUCAAGUUCAUAUCUCACAGUUCUAUCCUCGACCAGGGACACCUGCUGCUAGGAUGAAGAAAGUUCCAAGUGCUAUUGUCAAGAAACGAAGCCGUGAGUUGACUUCUGUUUUCGAAGCUUUUACACCGUAUAAUGGAAUGGAGGGCAGAGUGGAAAGAAUUUGGAUAACAGAAAUUGCAGCAGAUGGCAUUCACUUGGUUGGCCACACCAAGGGAUACAUACAGGUGCUCGUAAUUGCCCCAGAAACCAUGCUGGGAACUUCAGCCAUGGUAAAGGUAACAUCCGUUGGAAGGUGGUCCGUUUUUGGGGACGUGAUCGAAACCAUCAGCACCAGACAUCAUAAAACAACUACUCUCGAAGAGAUGCCGAUCCAAGACAAAGUUCCUUGCUGUAACACCCACGAGAAGUGUUCAAGUUCCACAGAACCCGAACCCUGUGCUUGUGGGCCAGAAAGCUGCAAAGCACCAGUAACUCUGGAUAAUAAAGAUGAUUCUUCAAGUAAUAUUUCAUUGGCUGAAGAGCCAAAACGGAAAAAUGUGAUAGAAUGGCUACCGAGGAGACGGAAGAGGCAUGUGGCCAAGAGAGAGGAGAGAGAAAGUAGUGGCAUAGCAUCUGAGAGAAAGCAGGCAUCGGGUGAGUGGGGCUUUGUUGAUAGGAUUCUUGUUGGUGGAAUACUAAUCAGUAUCUUUGCAAUUGUUGGUGUACUGUUUCAUCUUGGAUCCACCACUCUUCUCCUACUCUAAUUGAUGAUAUUAUACGAUGCCAAUUUGUAUGGGACCAUUUUGAAGAAAGUUUGUAACAAGAGUUUCUAUUUCCUCGCUCCUUUCCCAAUUCCUUUUUCAGCUUUCUUUUGUACAAGUAGAAUUUUUGGGUAGUCGAAAUUGCGAGUGUAAUUUAAUUUGAGAUUAGUGAUUUUCUUUUCCAACA